Molecule: messenger RNA, 275 nt
Organism: Nipponia nippon (crested ibis)
Lineage: Eukaryota; Metazoa; Chordata; Aves; Pelecaniformes; Threskiornithidae
Source: RefSeq, a predicted model, not a curated record
GAGCGAUGACUUCACGGUUGCCAUGGAGACGGUGACAGCCUGGGCCUGGGGCCCCCUCAGCUUCCUCACCUUCCUCGCCUUCCUGCGGCGCCACCCGACCCGCUACAUCCUGCAGCUCCUCGUCUCCCUCGGGCAGCUGUAUGGGGACGUGCUGUACUUCGCCACAGAGGCGCGUGCGGGCUGGAGCCACAGCGACCCCCGGCCUCUGUACUUCUGGGGCUACUUCGUGGGGCUGAACGGGCUGUGGGUGCUGGUGCCCGGCGUCCUGCUGGCUG